AUGCCCCAAAAUAAAAUUCAAACAAUAAAACCAGCUCAUUUUUUAAGAGAUAAUCUUCUUAACUAUCCAGAAUCAAAAAUAUUUAGAGAAUUGAUUCAAAAUGCAGAAGAUGCUCGAGCUGAUACAGUCAUAAUAAAGGUUGAUGAAGGCUCAUAUCCAAAUAAUGGGUUAUUAAUUUCAAAUGAUAACCAAGAAAUUCAAAGUUCAAAAGAAUUAUUAGGUCCAUCAAUUUUAAUUUAUAAUAAUGCAACUUUUCAAAAACAUGAUUGGGAAGGAAUUUGUCAAAUUAGUCAAGGUAGUAAAAAAGAAAAUCUAAAAAGUGUUGGCAAUUUCGGUUUAGGUUGGAAUAGUGUUUAUCAUAUAACAGAUAAUCCAAUUGUUUAUAGUGGUAAUAAUGUUUGGUUUGCAGAUCCAAAUGAGAGAAUGAGUGGUGGUUUAUUCUUUGAUUUGGAUGAUGAAGAUGAUUAUAACAAAUGUCUUAGUUUUUUAGAGCCAUUCAUUCAAUUUAAAGAAUCAAAUUGUAACCCAAAAGAAUAUUUUAAUGGUACAAUCAUUCGUCUACCAUUGAGAAUAUAUCCAAGUGAAAUCAAAAAAGCUGUAUUAACAAUGGAUGCCAUAAAGAAAAUUUUAAAUGAAUUUUCAAAAGAUAUCAAUGAAAUAUUGAUUUUCUUAAAGAGUUUAGCAUCAAUUACCAUCAUUGUUAAUAACCAGAUAAUCAACUCGGUUUCUAUAUCAAAUUAUUCCAAAAUUAAAGAGAAAAGAGAAAAGGUAUCUUUAUUCUUAGCAAACAUUGUAGAUAAUGAAAUGAACAAUCCAAGUAGUGCUGUAGAAUUAGCUGAAAUUUUAUGUAGUAAUAAAUCACAAUCAAAUUGUGAAUCUACAUUUCAAAUUGAUUUAGAAAUUUAUAGAAAUGGUGCCAGUCAAUUAAUUUCAUACUUGGUUUCACAAGGUAUCUAUAUUGAUAGGAAAUUAAUUGAAUUAGUUAAAAAGAAUAAAGAAAUCAAACUCAUAUCAUAUGGUGGUGUAGCAGUUCCGAUCAGUUUAGAUGGUCCAAUAAAUUUCAAAGGUAAACCAUUUACAUUUUUACCAAUUGGAGCAUUAGUUUAUGAUAUUCCUUUACAUGUCAAUGGUUACUUUAGAUUAAGUAAUGCAAGAGAUAAUAUCAUUUAUUCUCUAACUGAAGUUGAAGAAGCAUCUGAAUCAUUAUCAAAACAAUGGAAUAUGUUUAUAUCAGAAACUAUUAUUCCUUAUUUCUAUGUUAAAUCGUUGGAAUAUUUAAAAUUAAAUUAUGGUGGCGAACUAUACAAUUAUUUCCCAUACAAAUGUAACAAUCAAAAUUAUCAAGGUCAAAGCCCAUCAUAUGAUAUAUCAAUCACUACAAUGAAAUCAAUUAUUGGUGGUAAAUACUUUUUGAAUUAUUUCAAUCCCUCAGAGUAUUUACCAUUGAAUGGUAGUUUAAUUAUUUCAAGUUCAGAUAUGCCACCAGAUUUCAUUUUAACCAUAUUAAAAGAACGUAACAUUAAAACAAUCAAAUUAUCAAAUGAAUUAUUAAACCAUUUUAAUAAUUUAAGAAUUCCAUUAACUUGUUAUUCAAAACAAUAUUUAUGUAGUCUAUUAGUUUCAUCACCAUUAAAACAAUACUCUGAAGAUGUUAUCAAUUACAUUUGUUGCACUGAAAUCGUUCAAGGUGGUCAUUUAAAUAAAGUCAAAAUUUUACCAACAAAUCCAAACAAAAAUACAUUAGAUUGUUUAAAAUUAUCUCAAACACUCUCAGAUAUAUGUAAUAAUACAAAUCAAUUCCUUUGCAUGAGUGAUCAAGUCUAUGAUCUCUUAUUCGGUUACCAUGGCCAAAGCUUGACCUAUCAUUUAAAACUAUCUACAAUGCCACCAAACUUUAGAAAAUUUAUUUCACUAAUUUGUGAAAAAUAUUCAAAUAUUAAAGAAAUUAAACUUUCAAAUUUUCUCACUAGUCUCAAAUCUUUAAGCAGCCAGUUUUUAAAUGAAAAUAUAAUAACAGUUUGGAAUUGUAUCAAAGAAUUAGAAAAAAAUGAAACUUUACAAUUAUCAAAAAUUAGAUCCAUACCAAUUGUUCCAUUUAGAUCGAGUACAACUCAGACUGGCGUAACUAGUUAUGAUAAAUCUUCAUUGUUAAUGUACAGAUCAAAAUUUUUACCAAUUGAACCAAUCUUAAACAAAUUAAAUAUAUAUUUAGUAGAAGAAGAGCAUCAAUUCAAUAGUUUAUUAAGUGGAAAUGAUCAAAUUUCAAAAAUGUUAGAUUAUCUUCAAAAGGUAUAUUUAUCAUUAGAUUCAGAUGAAAUUGAUAAAUUAAGAAUUUUUUUAGUCGAAUUGAUUCACCAAGCUUCUUUAUCAAAAGCUGAUAUUUCAAUUUUUUAUAAUUUACCAAUUCACCCAUGCAUUGGAAGCAGUGAUCAAAAGUUUAGUAGUAUUACAUAUAAAAGCAUAUGUGUGGACUAUGAAAAAAUUGAUCAAUAUGAAAUUAAAGGAUUGAAAUUAAUAAAGGUUAAUGAAUUAUCAAAAUAUAAAAGCAUUGUCGAUUCUAUUCCAACAAAACAAAUUUUUAAAGGUGAAAAACAGAUUUAUAGGUUUUAUUUAAUUCCAAACAUUGGUUCCUUUGAAUUAAAUGUUUCAAUUGAAAUUAUUACAAAAUUUUUAACUCUUUAUGGUAAUCAUUAUGUCGACGAUGGUGAAUUAAGAAAACUAAAAUUUAUUCCAUCUGAAAAUGGUGUUUAUUCAACUCCUGAUUCAUUUUAUGUUUUAGGUCCACUUGAAAGGGAUUUAAUAAGAAAUUUCGAACCAUCUAAAAUUUUAAAUCAAUCUUUGGAUGGUUUAACUGGUUAUUUAUCUAAAUUUGGCUUAAAAUUUAAACUAUCAGAUAAACAUAUAUGUUCAAAGGUUAUUGAUUUUCUUUCAAAUCAAGAUUCAAUAGAAACCUAUAAAAAUUUUAUGGAUUAUUUAAAUCAAAGAGGUGAGAAUAUUGGUGAUUCAUUAAUUGAUUUCAAAGAUAUCCCAUUUAUUCCAUCCAGUGAAUUCGAUACCUAUGAUGGAUUUGGCUCAAAUGAAUCUAAAAUUUCAUUAUCAGAGUGUACACUAUCAAGUUAUAAAGAUUGUUUAUUCACUGUAAAAACUCCAAUUAAAGUAACCAAAAAUUACAACAACCCCAUUAACAAAUACCUAUCAUCAAAUUUAAAUGAUAACAUUAUUCAGCAUUUGAUUAAUUUAAAUUCUAUGGAAUUCAAUGAUGAAACAUCAUUCGAUCCAAAUAUAAUUUUCCACAAUACCUAUAAAGAAAUUGAUUAUUUAAUUAAAAAUUUCAAACUAAAUGAUGAACAAAAAAAGAAAAUCUCUCAAAUUCAAUUAAUUUGGUUAGAUGGCCAAUUAGUACCAAAAGAAAAAAUAUUUUAUAAUAGUCCAAACCCAAAUUUAGAUUUUAAACCUUACUUCUUUGUAACCAAACCAAAACAAGAACAUCUCUUUAAAUUUUUAAAACUAAAAGAUAAACCAGAUUUAAAUGAUUUCAUUAGAUUAAUCAAAUCUAUUCAAGAUACAUAUGAGAAAGAGAGCUCAAAUUCAAUAGAGUUAUUUGAAUUGGUUAUCUAUUCUCUCCAAAACCCUGCAUUCAAUAAAGAAUCACUUAUCGAUUCAAAAAUAAAAUUACCAACCACUGAUAAUCAAUUUGUUGAAUUUGAAAAAGUAAUUUACGUUGAUCAUUCAUGUUUACCUCAAGAAUUCAUUGAUUUAGGACACAGUGCAUUACAUAAUAAAAUUUCUGAAAACACUGCAUCAAAACUCAAUAUUAUCAAACUUUCUCAAUUGAUUCAAAGUCAAGUAGCAUUUGAUCAUUCAUUUGGACAAAAAGAAGAUUUAGUAGAUCGUUUGAAACAAAUUUUAAAUGAUUAUAAAGUAGAAGUAUUUUUAAAUGAAAUGGUUCAAAAUGCUCAUGAUGCUGGAUCAACAGAAGUAAAAUUAAUUUUAGAUUGUAAUUCUUUAAAACAACAAUUUUUAAAAGAAAAUCCAGAGAUAAGUACACUAUGUAAAGAUCUUCCAUCAUACUUUGAAAGUUCUUUACUUUUUUAUAAUAAUUCAGUAUUUACAGACGACGAUAUAAAGAAUGUUCAAGCAAUGACAGCAUCAAUUAAAAAGCAAGAUGAAAAGUGUAUUGGUCAACAUGGUUUAGGUAUUAAUUCAAUGUAUUCAUUCAGUGAUUGUCCAUGUAUAUUAAGUGGUGAAUAUUUGAUGAUUUUCGAUCCAUUCGUAACACAUAUCGGUCAAUCAAUAAACUAUUCACAUGGUGCUAAAUAUAAAAUUUCACAAUACAAACCAUAUUUAAAAUACUUUAAACCAUUUCAACAUUUACAAUCAAUUUUUGAUUUUGAUUUAGAUGAUGGUAAAUUCAAUGGAACAAUCAUUCGUUUACCACUUCGUAAGAUACAAAACGAUGGUAAUCGUCAUAUUAGUCCACAGAAAUGGAACGAAGCAAAUGUUUUAGAUUAUUUAAAAAGAGUAAAAGCAAGUAAUUUAGAAAAUUUAAUGUUUUUCACAAACAUAGAUUCUUUAGAGGUUUCAAUAUUACCAGUGGGAAGUAAAAAAUUAGAACAACAAAUUUCAAUUCAUAAAAAAUCAAGUUUAUCAUUAAUUACAAACCAAUAUAAUAAUUUAAUGAAUAUUCCAACACAAGUAUCAGAAUAUACAUUCACUAUUAUACCAUCAGAGAAAUCAAAGAUAACUGAAAAAUAUAUUAUAGGUCAAGUAAUUGAAGAAGAUUUCAAAGAUCUAUCAGAAUAUCCAGAUAAUAAAGCAUUGAAAUUUUUAUCAAUCUAUAAUAAUGAAAAAAGAAAACCAGUUGGAGGUGUCGCAUUUAAAUUACCAGAUUUCUCACUUCCUGAAUACAAAUUCACACCAAAAUCAUUUUGUUAUUUACCAUACAAAGAUUUAAUUUCAAAUAUUCCAGUUCACAUUCAUGCAAACUUUUCAACAACAAGUUCACGUGAUAUUUUAGAAAAUGCCAAAUCUUCAAAUUUAUAUAAUAUUGAAGAGAUACUCUCUAAAAAGGUUGAUCAAGUAAUACAACAAUCAGAUAGUUUCCAACUUUUUUGGAAUCAAUUAAUUGUAACUGAAAUUAUAGCACCACUCUACAUUAAUACAUUAACUCUUUUCAAAAACAAAUAUAUUAAAGGUAAUGAUAUAGAUAUAAUUUCAAAAUAUCAUGAUUUCUAUUACUCUCGUUUCCCAGUAUUAAGUGAUUCGUUGUCAAAUCAUUCAAUUCUAGAAAUGUUAGCAAAUAAGUUUUACUCAUUAGUAAAUUCAGAGAAUUCCGAUGUAUUCAUCCAUUACCCUGGUGUUGAAGUUUUAAAGAAACCAAAAGAUACAUUUUAUGCAGAGUUGAGUUUCUUCUUAUCAAAUGCAUAUUCAGAUUCAAUUUUAAAGUGUAUUAGUCACAUUGGUUUCAAUGUUAAUGUUUGUCCAUUUAAAAUUUAUUUUAGUUUUAAGUCACCAGAUAACUGGUUAACAGAAGAAACAAUAUCAAAUGCCUUGAAAGGAGAGAAUUUAAAUCCUCGAGUAAUAAAUACUCAAGAUAUUGCAAAUAUAAUAUUAUAUUUCUCAAAAAUGCCAGAAUAUCUAGAUAACUGCCAAGUAUUGAUUUUCAAUGAUAAAACAAGGGGUUUUGUUAAUAUUGAAAACAAAAUAAUAAACCAACUAUAUAACCAAACUCAUUUUGAAAUGACUCAAGAUGUUUUAAAUUUAAAAUUCAUUGACAGUGAACUUACCAAUAUUAUCAAAAUGUGUAAAAAUCCUCUCAUUUUGAAUUCACUUAAAACGAUUAACAUCUUUGAUUUCAACUAUGUUGAUUUUUAUUUCCACUAUCUCUUACCAAAUUUCAAUAUAUUAUCAGCUGAAAAAAAUAUCUCAUUUUUAAACAAAUUAUUGGAAUACUUUACAUUUGAAAAGAACUAUGAUUUUAAAUCAAUAGACCAUCUUCUAAUAUCUAAAGAUAGAAUAAAAAUACUAAAAGGUUCAAAAGUUUUUCCUUUUGUUAAAAAUGGUAUUCAAGAGUUUACUUUAAUUUCAAAAUUAUUCAAUCCAACAUUUAAACAACAUGAUUUCAUAUUAGAUUAUCCAGAUUUAGAUCAUUCAAAAGAAAAUAUCAAAAUUUUUAGAUAUUUAGGUAUCAGAGAUAUAUUAAAGAAAAAUGAUAUUGUAAAUCAAUUCAAAAAGAUAUCGUCAGAAGUUUAUAGUGGAAACACACCUUUGGAAACCUUAAUUGAAAGAGCACGUCUAUUAUGGAAAUCAGAAAAAUGUGUCAAAGUAUUUAAUGAAUUGAUAGAAUUAAAUAUUGUACCAGUCAAAGAAAGUAAUAUCACUGGUAGUAGAAAAAUAUCAUUAGGAUUGAUGCCAAUUACCCAAGUAUGCCACCAUCUCUAUGAAGAUCUAUAUUUUUCAGUAAAACUACUUCAAGAUGUAGAUAUUAAAUACCCACCAGGAUAUGGUCACAUUGACUGUGAAAAAAUAUUUGAAAAUUUCGUUAAUCUUCUUACAAACAUCAUAGAUUGGAAAGAAGUAAAAGUAAAUGGUAGUUUAGUAAUAGACCCCAAAAUCAUACAAAUGCUAAUAUCAAUGUGUGGUCAUUUAGAAAACUAUACUGGUAAUUUCUCAUCAGAACUUGUAGAAAGAAUUCAACGUAUCCCAGUAUUAAACUCUACAAUAUCUAUUGAAUUUACAAAUAUAGUCAUGGGAACUGAUGCAAAUAAUUUGAAACCAUUUUUCAAUAUUUUACCUUCAAAUUUUUCAACUUUUAGAAAUUUUUUCAGUAAAAUUGGUGUAAUAGAAUUAAAUCUAAACACAAUUGUAAUGGGAUUAAAUAGAUUUUUACAUGAUGAGAUUGAUACUGCCGAAGGAAUUAGAUCGUUAAACUAUCUCUAUGAAUUAUUAUUUAGUUUUGGUAGUGAAUUGGAAACAUUUAAAGAUGAACACCCAACAUUACCAGUUUUCACUAAAAAAAGAUUUAUAAAACCAUCCAAUCAAGUUUAUUCAUUCUCUGGUGUACCCACCGCAAGAAUUUAUACUGAAUCAUUUUAUGAAAUCCAUGAUUCAAUUAGAGAUAAUUAUAAACAAUUGGGUGUUUUAGAAUUAUCUUCAAUAUUAAGAGAAGAACUAGACAAUGAACUCACCAACCUUGAAAAUGAAGAUUUGGAGGAUUCAAUUGGAAAAUUUUUAAAUACCUUUAUUAAGGAAAAUCAACAAUUUAUUUCAAGAGUUAAUCAUCUACAGUUGAGUCAAAUCUUGAAAAUUACAGUUAAAUCAGGAGACAUUAGAACCAAAUUCAUUUUAAAUGGACAAGAUAUCACUAAAAACUCAAAAACCAAAUGUUUUUAUGAUCAACCAAAUUCAACUCUUUAUUUAGAAAAAGGUAUUUCUAAAAGUGAAGCAUUCAAUUACCUAUUUAAUUCCACUGGUUUGAAUGUAAACUCUUCAAUUGUAUCAAAUCUAGAAAGAGAGUUUGUAAAUGAUGAACCAAUUGUCGAUCCAGUUGAUAAUUUCUUGGCUCAAACUAAUCAAAAUGUGGUUGUUAAUUCUAUUGAUGACAACCAUACAACUUUAAUCCAAAAAAUUCAUUGUAGACACUACAACACCAUUGCACUAAGAAAUCGUGAAGCUGCUGAAACUUUAUUCUACAAUCAAUCAUUAAUUAGACAAUCAAUUUACUUUUACUAUGUUUCAACAGAUAUGCUACUAAGAAGUCUUUUGGUUUUUUAUUUUGAUAAUAAUAUUCCAGAUUCUCUUUCAAUUACUCGUAUGAGAGAUGUAUUAUCCAGAAAAUCAACUACAACCAUACCACACAUUCCAGAUCGUUUCAAUGAUUUCAAAGAAGCCCACUUAAAAACAACAAACAUCAAUAGUAAUGAUCUAAUUGAAUUUCGUUCAAUUACUUCUCAACUAUUAAACAUUUCUAAUCAAAUGAUGAAUUAA
Messenger RNA from Dictyostelium discoideum AX4, 7986 nucleotides. RefSeq lists its product as hypothetical. NCBI's taxonomy places the organism in Eukaryota, Evosea, Eumycetozoa, Dictyosteliales, Dictyosteliaceae. The record is from RefSeq and is a predicted model, not a curated record. Bases 1 to 7986 code for a protein of 2661 amino acids. The transcript is spliced from 5 exons.